Messenger RNA from Paraglomus occultum, 1380 nucleotides. The record is from the annotation of a GenBank genome assembly. NCBI's taxonomy places the organism in Eukaryota, Fungi, Glomeromycota, Glomeromycetes, Paraglomerales, Paraglomeraceae.
AUGGAAGAAACGCCGUCUGGAAACGUUGAGCAAGCACAGCUGCCUAUAGCAGGAUCGCCUUUACCAGUUAAAACAAAAAGUAAGAGAUCUAAAUGGGAGUCAGAAAGCGAAAAUGAAGAUGCUGGAGUACAGCGCAAGGCAGGGAAGAAAAAACGCGGAUCUAAAAAAACAAAAGUUGAAAACGAAGAGGAAGCUAGUACUCUCAGCGAUGCUGACGAGGCUAACCAGAAAAAAAAGCAAACAGUUGAUGAAACUCAAACACUUGAAGUUUCUCAAUCUCCUGCACUGAACACAAGCACGCCGCCUGCAUUCGAGAAUGCCACAGAAACCAUGGAAGAAUCGCCUGUACCUCAGCGAGAUCAAGCGGAUCAGUCGGCCAGCGAAAAAGCUGUAAUGCCCCGAAAACCAAAGCCACCAAUACUUACUGGCUGUCGCAGUGUAGAUAAUUAUGAGAAACUGAAUAGGAUAGAAGAGGGUGCCUAUGGCGUGGUAUAUCGAGCAAGAGAUAGAGCUACAGGAGAAAUAGUGGCAUUGAAAAAAUUAAAAUUAGACAAGGAAAAGAAUGGAUUUCCGAUAACUUCUUUGAGAGAAGUGAAGACACUACUACAAGCAAAACACCCUAACAUUGUGAACGUUCGUGAGAUUGUGGUUGGAGAGACUUUGACGCAAAUAUUUAUUGUAAUGGACUUUGUUGAGCAUGAUUUGAAAAGUUUGAUGGAAGAUAUGCAAAGCCCUUUUCUACAAUCUGAAGUCAAAACUAUAAUGAUUCAACUGUUGUCUGCUGUUGCUACUUUACAUGACAAUUGGAUUAUUCAUCGUGAUCUGAAAACAUCGAAUCUGCUUUUGAAUAAUCGAGGGCAAAUUAAGGUCGCAGAUUUCGGUCUUGCGAGAUCAUACGGCAGUCCUCUUGGUCCCAUGACUGAUGUUGUUGUUACUUUAUGGUAUAGGGCACCCGAAUUGUUGCUCGGGUCAAAGACGUAUUCGACUGCAAUUGACAUGUGGUCAGUUGGUUGCAUAUUCGGAGAGUUGGUCAAUAAAGAACCUGUGUUGCCUGGUAGAACUGAAAUCGAUCAAUUAGACAAGAUAUUCAGGUUACUAGGGAUGCCUAAUGAAAAAAUAUGGCCUGGUUUCUCCAAAUUACCAAAUGCCAAAAAUAUUACUCACAGCACUCUAAGAAGUCGGUUUCCAUAUUUGACCGAGAAUGGGAUCGACCUAAUGUCGAAAUUGCUCACAUAUGAUCCAGCCAAGCGAAUUACUGCAGAAAAAGCAUUAAAACAUCCAUAUUUCAUGGAAAGCCCGUUGCCAAAGGAUUCAGAACUUUUUCCUAGUUUUCCUUCAAAGGGUGCAGGGGAGCGAUCCAACAAUGCCUAUCUGAUAUGA